Messenger RNA from Corvus hawaiiensis (hawaiian crow), 5248 nucleotides. RefSeq names its product LRR binding FLII interacting protein 1 (gene LRRFIP1). The transcript is spliced from 20 exons. The record is from RefSeq and is a predicted model, not a curated record. NCBI's taxonomy places the organism in Eukaryota, Metazoa, Chordata, Aves, Passeriformes, Corvidae. Gene Ontology annotation, molecular function: RNA polymerase II cis-regulatory region sequence-specific DNA binding; DNA-binding transcription factor activity, RNA polymerase II-specific. The coding region runs from base 75 to 3863 and encodes 1262 amino acids. Gene Ontology annotation, biological process: regulation of transcription by RNA polymerase II.
GGGGGCCGGCGGGCAGCGGGUCCGGGUUUGGGUUCGGCUCCGCUCCGGGCCGGGCCGGGCGGGACCGCCCCGCCAUGGGGACGCCGGGCGCCGGGCGCAAGCGGCUGCCGAACCGGGAGCGCCUGACGGCGGAGGACGAUGCGCUCAACCAGAUCGCCCGCGAGGCUGAAGCGAGACUCGCGGCGAAGCGAGCGGCGCGGGCGGAGGCGCGGGAGAUCCGGAUGAAAGAGCUGGAGAGGCAGCAGAAGGAGAAAUAUUAUGGUCUGGAUACUAAGUGGGGAGACAUCGAGCAAUGGAUGGAAGACAGUGAGCGUUAUUCCCGUAGAGCCCGAAGAAAUGCCUCGGCUUCGGAUGAAGAUGAGCGCAUGUCAGUGGGUAGCCGUGGAAGCCUGAGGUCUCAUUUGGAUUAUGCCAGCACCUACCCAGUGGCUGGAUUAGAGAGUGAGAGGACCAAAAAGAAGAACUACUCCAAAGCAACCAAUGGUUAUGAGGAAGACGUGUAUGGAUCAUCCCAGAGUAGAAAAUCUAGCAGGGCUUCGUACUACUCUGACCUGGGUCUCCCCAGCAGCAGCUAUGCUUCCACAUCUCAACUUCCUUCCCAAAAUGGAAAUUGGCCCUCCCUGCUGUACAGCGAUGCCCUGCCAGCCAGGAGUUACAGGGCGUCUGUGUACGAGGAGAGCGUUUACAGCGGGAGCCGGCGCUAUAGUGCCCCCAGUUCCCGCGCUCCUUCCGAGUACAGCUGCUACCUUGGUUCGGGAUCUCGGGCAUCCUCCAGAGCCAGCUCUGCUCGGGCCAGUCCAGUGAUUGAGGAAAGGCCAGAAAAAGACUUUGAGAAGGGAGCACGAACUGUCUCAAGUUUAUCAGCAGCUACCUUGGCUUCUCUGGGCGGGACUUCUUCACGGAGAGGCAGUGGGGACACGUCCAUCUCAGCUGACACAGAGGCAUCCAUCAGGGAAAUCAAGGACUCUCUAGCUGAAGUUGAGGAGAAAUACAAGAAGGCUAUGGUGUCAAAUGCUCAACUGGACAAUGAGAAAACCAAUUUCAUGUACCAAGUGGACACCCUGAAGGAUGCGCUCUUAGAGUUAGAGGAGCAGCUGGCAGAAUCCAGGAGGCAAUAUGAAGAGAAAAGUAAAGAAUUUGAGAGGGAGAAGCACGCUCAUAGCAUAUUGCAGUUUCAGUUCAUGGAAAUCAAAGAGGCUUUGAAGCAGAGAGAAGAAAUGCUUGCAGAAAUCCAACAGCUGCAACAGAAACAGCAGAGCUAUGUCAGGGAAAUUUCCGAUCUUCAGGAGACAAUAGAGUGGAAGGACAAAAAAAUAGGGGCACUAGAGAGGCAGAAAGAUUUCUUUGAUUCCAUAAGGAGUGAGCGGGAUGACCUUAGAGACGAAGUGGUUGUGCUGAAGGAGCAACUGAAGAAACAUGGAAUAAUCCCAGACUCUGAUACAGCCACCAACGGGGAGACAUCAGACAUUCUGGGUAACGAAGGACACUUGGAUUCUUCCCGAACCGUUCCAGGCACAACUCAGGCAUUAAAGACAGGAGGGGAGGGGAUGCUAGGCAAAGCCAAUGAAGUGGAGAUGAAAAAUGAGAUUUUGGAGGAUGUGGGGAAAAGAGAAAUCUUGCAGAAUACUGAGCAUGAGGAACACAAAGAGGAGUCUGAGGAGGAGGAAGUACAAACAUUGCAUGCUGCUGAAAAUGCAAAGGCAGAACAAAUGGUUGAAGAACGGGACACCCUGCCAACAGUGAUGUUACCAGAGAGUAGGUUUGCAGAGCCAGCUCAAAGCCUCACAGAACCUGUGUCAGGGAGCACUUCUUCAAAUAGUGAUAGUGACACAGAUGGCUUGAGAAAGGUCACAGAGUCCUUGGGCACAGCAGUCCAGCAGCCUGAGAGUACAGAGGCUGAACACCAUGACUUGAGUGCAAGGACAGACAAGAACUCGGAGCUGGGCUCUCUGCAAGACCACCAGAUUUUUGAGACUCCUCAGGAAAUGCUUUGUGACUCAGGUACAGAGCAGGACCUGGGAGAAGCCACACUCAAGCAGGAAGAACAAGAGGAUCUUAAAAGCAGCCAUGCCCUGAGUGAUAAUGAAAUGGAUGAAGAAUCUGACAGUACAAGUGAGAGCAGUGAGUUGGUUUCUAACCAGGCAGGGCUACCUGAGGGAGCAGUGGCAGGCUUGCUUAGGGAAGAGGGAAAUGUGGAGAGUUCCACUCCAGAGGAGCCCCAGCACUCAGAAGAAAGUGCUGACAACAAGGUUGCAAAUGAGGAAAAGUUUGUUGACUGCACUGAUGGAAGAAGUGAUAAAACAGCAGGUGACAGAACUGAAGAAGAUGAGGUUGAGAACACAGUUCAGGGUCAGCCAAGGGAGACUGAGUCUAUGGGUUUAGAGGGGACAGAGUCACAUGAAAGGGAUGUCCCAGCAGAGUCACUUGAAAAGGAAGGUGGAGAACAUCAGGCAUUCAUCCAACCAGCUUCUUCAGAGGACAGUCCUUCAGCAUCACCAGAGGAACCAAGUACAGAAGGUAAAACUGAAGAUGAAAGUUCUACAGCUGAGAAGGAUGGACAGAAGGAAGAAUUAAUGGAAGAGCUGGAGGAGUGUUCAGGUUCUACUGAAACAGGCGAGCAAGGUGUGGCAUCUGUGGAGGCAGGAGACUGCAUUCCUGAGGGAAAGGGAAGUGAGCUGCAGCAGGCACAGCCAGGCACGGAGCUUGUGAGAGAGGUGACCAUUCCAGAAACCCAUUUAGACCUGAGUCCUUUAGAUGAGAAAAUUAACGAGUCAGAAUUGGAUACAGGGGAUGAGGCUGGGGAAGGAAAGGAAAGUAGGACCGAAUGUGUAGAAGAUUUGAAUCCAAAGGUAGAAAUUCAAACAAGUCAGUGUAGUGAAGAAACAGCAGGUGGUACAGAAGGAGAGAAAAAUGUUCCUUUAGAAGGUGAAGUGCAGAAGGUGGUUAAACAGGUAGAAGGUGAAUCUGAAGAGGAGUCAGCUGUAGGUGUUACUGUAACUACUGAAAGCAAAGCCAGUAAAGAAACACGGAAAGAAAAUGAGCAAGAGGUAGAGCUUGCAGACCACCCUGGUGGGGAAUUUGCUUCUGAGGAAGGUGCAAAUAAUUCCCUGGCACAGAAGCCUGUGCAAGAUGAAAAUGUUAGUGAACAAGUUAAAUUGGAGGAAGGUGCAAAUAAUUCCCUGGCACAGAAGCCUGUGCAAGAUGAAAAUGUUAGUGAACAUGUUAAAUUGGAGGAAGGUGCAAAUAGUUCCCUGGCACAGAAGCCUGUGCAAGAUGAAAAUGUUAGUGAACAUGUUAAAUUGGAGGAAGGUGCAAAUAAUUCCCUGGCACAGAAGCCUGUGCAGGGUGAAAACAUUAGUGAACAAGUGGAAUUGGAGGACCAAGCAGAGGAAAGCCUGGAAGAUGAUGGUGAUGCAUUUGAUUUUGAUGAAGAGUCAAAUCAAAUAUUAGAAUCUAAUGAAAAAUGUGAUGGAGAGAAAGCUGAUACACAGGGAGAAGAGAGUGAUGGAGCAAAUGGUGCUGUUGGAAAAACUGCCCACACGGACAAAGCGGGAGAGGGAACAGACAAAAUGGAAACCAAAGAUGCCUUGACCGAAGGUGAAGUCUUGCAGCAUAAAAAAGAUGAGCCCGAAGAAACAUGGUGCUUACAAGGGGAAGCGUUGGGGAAAACUGAUAAGGAGGCUGAUGUGGAGGAAGAGGAAAUCAAAGUAUCAGAUUCUAGUAAAGUGGAGAAAUUACAGGAUCAAGAUGUUUUGGAACAGGAUUUGCAAAGUGCUGGCAUUAAGAGGGCUGAAAGCAGGGAGGAUUUGCAGGCUGGUAGAAAGAGUAAGGGUAGAUCCAGAGAUGACUGUACAAUCUCCUGAGUUCAGAAUCUCAAACCUACACGAGUUCGUGCCCUGUGACCAGUCCCAGGACACAAACAUGCACUUUGCACAAGACAUCAGACCUUGGAAUACUCUCAGAGCUUUUUCUUUGUAGGUAACUCAGCAUAAAAACGUGUAUGUGGUAAUGAUGCAAGUAUUAAGUUAUUCACUGUCGUACCCAGCCACGAGAAAUCGUGACUGGGUUUGGUUUUGCUGUGUCUCAGGUUGAAAGCUUAUCACCUACUGAGGAAGCUUCACAAAUUGCCUGUUCAAACUAUCAUGCAAUUAAAGUACCUCUAGUGUGGAUAGCUGCUCCUGGGGAAUUUCUAUAGGAUUUUUUUUAUUCUAGCCUCGUUGAUCAAUAUCUUGAAUGUACAUUUGGCCUUUGUGAACUUAUGCACAUUAUGCUUGCUUGUACUUAGAUCUAUAGCAAGUACAUUAACACUUCAUGAAGGAACUCAGCAAAUCAGCCACAGUGAUGGUAAAACUUCUUUCAGAAUGAUUAAAGCCUAUGAACGAAUCUUUUUUUUUAAUAUGAAAAAAAAAGAUAUUUUCAUUCCACUUUGUGUUACUUCUUAUAUGGUCAUAUUCCAAAAUAUAGUUAGAUCACUGUGAAUCUGCUUAGUCUGAGCACUUUGGAAGAGCAAUAUGCAGUUUGGAGAAAGUGCAACAUACAGGUCUUCGUUUGCUGAAAGGAAUAAAUAUAUACAUGUUUACUUCAUCUAGGCACUUUGCACCACAAUAGGCCUUUUACACCAUGUCUCACAUGGGGUUUUUAUUUUUUCCAGAGAAAGUGUCAAUACACACUGUAAUGUGUGCUUAAGUUUGCUAUCAAGUACUGUCUACAUAUGAAUAUAUAAAAUACCUAUUUUUCCAAGAAGAUUUUUGCUGAAAAUUUCAUUUUCUUACUGCAUUAUAUUUUUUUGCAAAUUCUGAUUCUGAAAGAAUGUUUUUAUCUCUGAAACAAGUCUUACCUCUUCCCUUCUGGAAAGAAGGUAACUUGGCAUGUCUUAACUCUUGCUGGAUAUCAGACCAAAGACGACUGUUGUUUUGUGUACUAGCCCCCCUGUGCCUUUUGGAAAAGCUGGAUUGCUUUGAAUUGCUGGCAUAAAUUAGGCUCUUGGACUCCCUUGCUGUAUUUCUUCUUGCAGCUCUGCUAGUGCUUGGGAGGAAGAGGUUGUUUUGCAUAUAUAAAUAUUCAUUUAAAGUGUUAAGCAAUGAAUGUCCCAAGGGAAUGUAAAUCGAUGGGGGGUGUGGGCUGUGGAAGGCUGUAUUUGUGUUGAUGUUACAAAGUUGUCAGAGCACAGACAGACUGCAAAAUUUGAAGAUGUAUAUCAAAAUGUACUGCUGUAUAUAAUUUAAAUAAACAUAUUUUAUACUUUAAA